This is a messenger RNA of Thamnophis sirtalis, 2343 nucleotides long. The record is from RefSeq and is a predicted model, not a curated record. NCBI's taxonomy places the organism in Eukaryota, Metazoa, Chordata, Lepidosauria, Squamata, Natricidae.
AUGGCAUCUUCCUCUCAGCCAUCUGAGAAACUGAAAAUUAAGCAAGAAGAUGGUAGAGAUGUCAGAGCUAACAAGCCCCCAGUCCCUGAAAAUAAAAAUGCCUUACAUAAAAAGCCUGCUGAAGGUGUCCAGAGAAUAAAAGGCCAAGAGCAGGAUGAAGGCUCUCCUAAAGCUCUGCUGUGUGUAUUUGGGGGAGAAUUGCAAGCUGAAAGAACUAUAAACAAAAUUCAUAAAGAAAGCUCUUCUGGAAAGGAGGAGCUGGGACCAGUGAACAACCUGGGAGAAUUUUCAACAGUAUCAAAAAGUAGAAGGGGAGAAAUUAGAAAACCUUCACAUCCUUUGGAAACUGCACCACAGGAAGAUAACAUGUCUGUCAAGCAAGACAAUAAAGAACUAUGUUGGGCAGGUGGACAUGUACCUGUAAUGUCAGGUUCAGGAGGGAAAGCGUCGAGAUCCAAGGAUGAAAAAAAUAUGCAACAGGCUCCCAACAAUGAGAAAACUGUUACAAAAACUUCUGGAGAUAGUGUUGAAGAAGAUUCCAAACCAAUGCUAGAUUCAAAGCAAAGUUAUAAACUAUCAAAACCUGAAUAUGAAUUGGAACCUCAACAGAUUUCCAACGUUAAGAAGACUGUUACAGAAACAGGAAACAAAGCUAUAUAUAGCACGAGAGAACUUUCCAAGACAGUGAUUACUUCCAAAUAUGUACAUUCAGGAUCAAGCCAAAGUAAAAAACAAUAUUGGAAAUCAGAAGCCCAUUGGAGAUUGGUCUCUGGAGAUUCAAAAUACGAAGGUAAAGAGACCAAGCAGAAUAAUAAUGAUCGGAAACCUUUUGCAAAUAACUUUAGAACUGGCACAAAACAAAAAAACAUAGCAAAGGACAAAUGCAUUCCUGCCACUUUAUCUAAUGCACAAAGUGAAGCUGCAGAAAAGUUUGUGUUCCAGAAGACAGCUAUUGCUGAACCCACUCGAGAACCAGUGUUUACAGAUGAUUCAGAAACAGAUCAAAAGUGUACAGAGCACAAGAAAGAAUUUCCAUCUGAAAAUGAUAGGUCUAACAUGGAAGAUGGAGGACCACUGGUUACCUAUUCACAAGAAGAUUCCAUCCGUAAUCAUAAACUUUCAGAAAUGAUGGAAAUGUCAGCGUCAACAAUGGAAUUUGUAACCUAUCCUCCUCAUUUCUACAAUCAGAAAAUGAAUGAUUAUGCGAAACACCGGACAAGCAAUCCAAAGCCAACACAUUGUUUUACAAGAUCCACUGGAAACAUUUCAUAUUCCAAUAAUCUCUAUGAUGUUUCUUUAGAAAGAAGAACAAAUGCAGCAAAAGAUAAAAAACCUUCAGUGGAAAGGGUACAAGAUAAAACAUGGUCAUAUGGUUCUUUACAGGACUACAAAUGGGGGAAAAGACCCCAAAAUAUGGGAAGGGGAACAUAUGUCCCCAUCUUUUCUUCAUCAUUUAAGUCAGAUUCUUUCACUAAACAAUUCACUAAUUGUAUAGGCCAGGAUGUGCCUAUGAACUUUCCCAAAUAUUUAGAAGACGGCUUUAUUGACACACACUGCCAUUUGGACAUGUUAUAUUCAAAAACAUCUUUCAGAGGAACUUUUUCUGAAUUUAGGAAAAGAUACAGCAGCACUUUUCCUAAAGAAUUUCAGGGCUGCAUAGCUGAUUUUUGUGACCCUCGUACUUUAAAAAACAACUUGUGGGAAGAUUUAUUAAAAGAAGACAUGGUUUGGGGGGCAUUUGGCUGCCACCCCCACUUUGCUUCUUAUUACACAGAUCAUCAUGAAAGAAAUCUCAUGCAGGCAAUGAGACACCCCAAAUCCAUUGCCUUUGGUGAAAUAGGACUGGAUUACUCUUAUAAAUGUCGUACAGAAAUUCCAAAACAGCAUGAGGUUUUUGAGAGGCAACUGAAUCUAGCUGUUUCUUUAAGGAAGCCAUUGGUCAUUCACUGCAGAGAUGCUGAUGGUGAUCUGUUAGAAAUCAUGAAAAAGUGUGUACCAAAAGACUAUAAAAUACACAGGCAUUGUUUCACUGGAUGCUAUAGUGUCAUUGAACCAUUUUUAGAUUACUUCCCAAAUCUAAUGGUUGGAUUCACAGCAUUGAUGUCUUACCCAUCAGCAAAUGAGGUUAGAGACUCUGUUCGGAAAAUACCAUUGAACAGAAUAGUGGUAGAAACAGAUGCACCUUAUUUCCUUCCUCGACAGGUGCCAAAAUGUGUAAGCCAGUUUUCGCAUCCUGGAUUAGCUCUGCACACAGUGAAAGAGAUUGCCUGCCUCAAAGAAAUGUCAUUAUCUGCCACUUUAGCUGUUCUAAGGCAAAACACCAACAAAAUGUAUGACUUGUAA